This is a messenger RNA of Asparagus officinalis (garden asparagus), 814 nucleotides long. RefSeq lists its product as uncharacterized. Lineage: Eukaryota; Viridiplantae; Streptophyta; Magnoliopsida; Asparagales; Asparagaceae. The transcript is spliced from 3 exons. Gene Ontology annotation, cellular component: intracellular anatomical structure. The record is from RefSeq and is a predicted model, not a curated record. Bases 43 to 621 code for a protein of 192 amino acids.
UUCUCUCUCUACAAUCGCUCUCUCUCUCUCUCUAAGGUCUCUAUGGCUUCAAUGAAGAAAGCCUCAGAGGUUGCAGCCCUGUUGGAUCUGAAGCCUCACCCUGAGGGUGGCUACUACUCCGAGACUUUUCGAGACUCCUCGAUUACUCUCUCCAAAUCUCAACUGCCUGCUCAAUACAAGGUAGAUCGGCCUGUAAGCACAUCCAUUUACUUCUUGCUUCCAUCGGGAUGCGUCUCUCGCCUACAUCGCAUCCCAUGCGCUGAAACCUGGCAUUUUUACUCGGGAGAACCCCUCACGGUUUUUGAGCUCCACGACGAUGGUCACAUUGAACUAACGGCCCUCGGCAUGGAUUUUGAUGCUGGGCAGCGGCCUCAGUACACUGUUCCUCCAAACGUAUGGUUCGGCUCCUUCCCUACUUUGGAUAUCACAUCGUUUUCCACCGAUGGCAGUGUUCUUACCAGAGCCCCCAAAAGGGAAGCCGAGCUCCACUACUCUUUGGUUGGUUGUACUUGUGCACCAGCAUUUCAAUUUGAGGACUUUGAAUUAGCCACAUUUGAUGAGAUCAUAGGUCUUGCUCCCAAGGCUGAGCCUUUUCUCAAAUACUUGACCCAGAGCGGAUGAAACCGGUGCUAUCUUGUUUACUCACUUUUGCAAUACUUUCAUUGAGAUUACGAGGCGUUGGUUGUUUUGUUAUCGUGUCCUCUUCAGGGUUUUGUGGGGUACAAAUGUUCGGAACAAGUGCUGCUGAGCUUAAGUUUCCUUUGUGAUGUAUACAAGUUGAGAUUAAAAAGUUUGUAGUUCCCUGUUUUCUCCA